Podarcis muralis (Common wall lizard) is the source of this 2500-nucleotide messenger RNA. RefSeq names its product PHD finger protein 23 (gene PHF23). NCBI's taxonomy places the organism in Eukaryota, Metazoa, Chordata, Lepidosauria, Squamata, Lacertidae. Gene Ontology annotation, biological process: positive regulation of protein ubiquitination; negative regulation of autophagosome maturation; negative regulation of autophagosome assembly. The record is from RefSeq and is a predicted model, not a curated record. Gene Ontology annotation, cellular component: nucleus.
UCUUGGCGGCUUGGGGGGCGCUGGCGGGUUCCCGAGCCCCGCGGCCGUCGCGGGCACCGGCGGGGCGGAGAGGCGGCCGGCUGGCUGGCUGGGCAGGGGGCCGGCUAUGGCGGAGCCCAGCCCUGAAGAUCCGCCUCCAAACCUCAAACCGGAGACACAGUCUCACCAGCCUCCGGAGAAGCGAAGGCGAACUAUUGAGGAUUUCAACAAGUUCUGCAGUUUCGUCCUAGCCUACGCUGGCUACAUCCCUUCCUCUAAGGAGGAAAAUGACUGGACGCCCUCCGGCUCGAACUCCCCCAUCCGCCCAGAGAGCGUGGUGGACAGCGACGGCUGGGAGUCGACGCACUCGGACCUGCACACGAUCGAGACCUUCGUCAAGAAGGCCAAGUCUUCAAAGAAGAAGGCGGCUUUCCGCCGCCUCAAGUCUGACAGCUCUCUGCUGGAGAAGAUGAAGCUCAAGGACUCCCUGUUUGACUUGGACCCCGUCGGCAAGCAGCAGCAGCCGCCGCUGGCAGGGCCGAAGGGGGCCCUGGACAAGAAGAAGGACAAGCGGAAUCGGAAGUCCGUCCUGGACGCGGGCGGAGGAGCCAAGCGGAACCGGGGCGGCGGCGGCGACCCAGUGGGGGAGAAGCGCUCUCGCAUCAAAAAGAGCAAGAAGCGGAAGUUGAAAAAGGCCGAGCGGAGCGAGAAGAAGCACAAGGCUUCCCUGAGCGAGACGGACUCUGAGGAGGAAGAGGGGGCGGCAGUGGCGCCUCGGCGGCCCAGAGGGGAGGAGGGUUCGGCCACGGCCGCGCUGGUCUCUGUGCAGGCUCCGCCGGAGCUGUUGGCUGCCAGCUUCCCCAUUAAGCUUGAGGACACGGAAGGGAAAGGGGGGAUCAGUACGGAGACCAGCCAGGAUGGGGAAGGCAGCUCCAGCGAAGGCGAGAUGAGGGUCAUGGAUGAGGACAUCAUGGUGGAAUCAGGGGAUGACUCUUGGGACCUCAUCACUUGCUACUGCCAGAAGCCAUUUGCGGGCCGCCCCAUGAUCGAGUGCAAUCAGUGCGGCACCUGGAUCCACCUCUCUUGCGCCAAGAUCAAGAAGACCAACGUCCCCGACAUCUUCUACUGUCAGAAGUGCAAGGAAGGUUCUCGCAAGCUGCCGCUGCUGCCGCCCCCGGCGGUUCCCAGCGCAACCGUCGCCGUUGCGUCCAGGGGAGGUGGGGAGCCCUAGCUCAGGAGGGGAGGACAGGCGGCUCUGCGCUGGGCUUCCAUCCCAGAGGGGCAGAAAAGACUGGACAGGGUCGGGAGCCUGCUCUGGACUGGUAUCCAAAAGGAGCCUCAGUUCCUUGGAGGCAGAAGACGGAGGUGCUUGGGGUAUUUGCGGUGGUGGUAGUCCCAGCACCCGGGAGGCAGAGAGGCUGCCCCUCCAGGCAGAUUCUGGCUGGCAAUUGCAGGCCUCUCGCUUCAGACCCACUCGCCCUUUGGGGGUUGAUCCCGGCCCACCUCCAUGUUCUCUGCGAAGGAGAAUGGCAUUCGGAGGCUGACACCGGUGGGCCGGAAUGACGAAACUGAAAACCAGGAAGGUUCCUGUUUUCACUUGCUGGGAUGCACAUAGCGUUGGGGGAGAGGCAGAGAGAGGGCACUAGGAAGUGGGGUAGAAGCACCUCUUCGUUUUUGUUUUAGCUCUUUCCCCCACCACCUAUCCUCCCCUGCCCCAGUAAAGUUCACCUGUAAAUAGACUGAAUGCAAAAGGGUUUUUUUUUCUGGCUUCGUUUAUUUUCUCCCUCCCAUCACACCCCCAGUUGGAAGACUCUUCUUUAUUUUCCUUUUUAAAAAAAUGUUCUCUGGCAUUUGUUUUAAUGCCUCCAGAUUCAGAGUUUGAUGCCAACUGAGGGAUACAGCCCAAGAAAGGAGGCUGGAUAAAAAAAGCAAAUUUUUUUUUUAAGUAAACCUUUACAGGGGUUUUUUUUUUUUCCCUUUGGAGGGGCCCGGAGAUUUUGUCCCCGUUGAAACUGAAUAAUAUAUAUAUAUUUUAAAUUCUGAGAGAGAGAAUAGAAGGGUUUUGUUUACUCCCCCUCCCCAGUAUUAACAUCCCCCAGGGAUUGUGAGGGGGUGAACUUUGUCAGGGAAACCCUUGCGAUUUUGCUGGCUUCAAAAUAAAAAGGGACGACUUAUUUGUGUUUUCUGACUGCUCCCAUUGAGCAUAAGGAUGAGGCAGAGGUUCCAGAGAGCGAGACAAAAGAGUUUGGGUUUGAUGAAGAAUGGCAAGCCCACUUAUUUUUUAAGAAACACAUCAGAAACUCCCCAUGCCAGGAUUCCCAGUUCUCUCAUAACUCCUGUUCUGCUGCAAAACCCCAUAUUUUACCUGCUCCCCAUUUCAGGUUAGCUGUUCUGAUCAGUGGGGGUUUCUGGUUGGGUCCCCCCCUCCAGCUCCCACCCUUUUUCGUUAUAAUAUUUGAAACUGUGUACAUGGCAGAGUUUUUGAAUGUAAAUAAAAGAUGUGGACCCUUUUGCGUUUGUA